GCGGAGUCUUAAUGAUGUCUCUUUCCCCAAUUCAAAGUCGAAAAAAAAAAAAAAUGAAUGACGUUUUUGUAAAGUUUCACCUUCUUUUACCAUAAAGAAAAAAUAUAUCAUGUUGAAUAUAUACACGGCAGCACUAGAAGGAAAACUAUUUAUUGUACAACAACUUUUACAAGCUGAACCUGCCAUUAUCAAUAGUCAUGAUGAAGAUGAACGAACACCACUACAUUGGGCAGCUUCUGGUGGUCACGAUGAAUUAGUCACUUUUUUGAUUGAUAAAGGUGCUGAAGUCAAUGCUAAAGAUGAUUCAGGUUGGACUCCUUUGACAAUAGCAGUAUCCAGUGGUCAUGAUAAAGUGGUUCAAAUACUUUUAGAAAAUGGAGCCAAUGUUAAUUCACAAAAUGAAAGUGGACAAACACCAUUACAUUAUGCAGCAUCAAAAAACAGACUUGAAAUUGCCAAGAUUUUAUUGAAACAUCAAGCCAAUGUGAAUCAAACCAAUGAUAUCCAACAAAUCCCAUUGUAAGUAGGAUGAGAAAUAACAAUCAUCAUAUGACUGAUCCUCAACUUAUAUGUAGACAUCGAGCAUCAGUACAAGGAUAUACACCAUUGGUCAAGUUAUUAUUAGACAACGGUAGUCGGGUAAAUCCUCCUGAUCAAGCUAGGAAUACACCAUUACAUUUGGCUUGUGAAGAAGGUCAUGGUGAUACUGCUGUAAUCUUAUUGGAAAAUGGUGCUGAUUCUGAUAGACUGAAUACUGAUGGGAAAACACCUGUUGAUCUUUGUUCUAAUGAAUUGAAAUCUUUUCUAUCUCAACAUUUAGAUUAGUAUAUAUAUAUAUAUAUAUAUAUAUAUAUUUUCC
Halteromyces radiatus is the source of this 859-nucleotide messenger RNA. Its product is annotated as 26S proteasome non-ATPase regulatory subunit 10-like protein. Bases 110 to 523 code for a protein of 137 amino acids. NCBI's taxonomy places the organism in Eukaryota, Fungi, Mucoromycota, Mucoromycetes, Mucorales, Cunninghamellaceae. The record is from RefSeq and is a predicted model, not a curated record. Gene Ontology annotation, molecular function: protein binding. The transcript is spliced from 6 exons.